Messenger RNA from Coregonus clupeaformis (lake whitefish), 5542 nucleotides. Its product is annotated as radixin. Gene Ontology annotation, cellular component: adherens junction; apical part of cell; plasma membrane. Lineage: Eukaryota; Metazoa; Chordata; Actinopteri; Salmoniformes; Salmonidae. Gene Ontology annotation, molecular function: cell adhesion molecule binding; actin binding. Bases 296 to 2014 code for a protein of 572 amino acids. Gene Ontology annotation, biological process: regulation of organelle assembly; positive regulation of early endosome to late endosome transport; positive regulation of protein localization to early endosome. The record is from RefSeq and is a predicted model, not a curated record. The transcript has 14 exons.
UUACUGUCUGCACCUCCUCUCUUCCCCGGCGGUGAAACUGGUUCAGUCGCUUCAUACAUCACACUGCAUACGGAGGCUGGGAAAUAGCGUAGUGUCUAACUGUAAACAAAUCGAUCUAUUUUGGUCGCGUUGGAUAUAUAAAGUAGACUACCCUUUGGGCCCAGGGGAGGCAGUUUACCAUUUUCUGAACGCAGUCCAUCUACUGAGGCAGUGGAGCCAAGGGCGAGGCAACGAGACGGAGGACGAUUUCUUUGCAUUUUCUCAGCAGAAGGGCAAGGCUGGAGAGAGGACAAAGAUGCCCAAACCGAUCAAUGUGCGGGUCACCACCAUGGAUGCAGAGCUGGAGUUUGCCAUCCAGCCCAACACCACCGGCAAACAGCUCUUUGACCAGGUGGUGAAGACAGUGGGUCUCCGGGAGGUGUGGUUCUUUGGCAUGCAGUACACAGACAGUAAAGGCUACAGCACGUGGCUCAAACUCAACAAGAAGGUGACCCAGCAGGAUGUUAAGAAGGAGAACCCUCUACAGUUUAAGUUCAGAGCCAAGUUCUUCCCUGAGGACGUGUCUGAGGAACUCAUCCAGGAGAUCACACAGAGACUCUUCUUCCUGCAGGUAAAGGAGGCCAUCCUGAACGAUGAGAACUACUGUCCUCCAGAGACAGCCGUGCUGCUGGCCUCCUACUCUGUCCAGGCCAAGUACACAGACUACAGCAGAGACCUCCACAGGCCUGGCUACCUCACCUCCGACCGCCUGCUGCCACAGAGAGUCUUGGAGCAGCACAAGUUGACUAAGGAGCAGUGGGAGGACAGAAUACAGACCUGGCACGAGGAACACAGAGGCAUGCUCAGAGAGGACUCAAUUAUGGAAUAUCUGAAGAUAGCCCAGGACCUAGAGAUGUAUGGAGUCAACUACUUUGAGAUCAAGAACAAAAAGGGAACUGAGUUGUGGCUGGGUGUGGAUGCACUGGGACUCAAUAUCUACGAACACGAGGACAAGUUGACACCAAAGAUUGGCUUCCCCUGGAGCGAGAUCAGGAACAUCUCCUUCAGCGACAAGAAGUUUGUCAUCAAACCCAUUGACAAGAAAGCCCCAGAUUUUGUGUUCUAUGCGCCGCGGUUGCGGAUCAACAAGCGUAUCCUGGCGCUGUGCAUGGGGAACCACGAGCUGUACAUGAGGAGGAGGAAGCCUGACACCAUCGAGGUUCAGCAGAUGAAGGCCCAGGCCCGGGAGGAGAAACACCACAAACAGAUGGAAAGAGCCCAGCUAGAAAACGAGAAGAAAAAACGAGCACAUGCAGAGAAGGAGAGGGAGAAGAUAGAGAAAGAGAAGGACGAGCUAGUCGAGAGACUCAGACAGAUUGAGGAACAGACGCUAAAGGCCCAGAAAGAGCUGGAGGAGCAGACGCGCAGGGCCCUGGAGUUGGACCAGGAGAGGAAGAGAGCGAAGGAGGAGGCGGAGAGGUUGGAGGGAGAGAGACAGGCAGCGGAGGAGGCCAAGGCAGCGCUGGCUAAACAGUCCGCUGACCAGAUGAAGAACCAGGAACAACUGGCCGCUGAGCUAGGAGAAUUCACUGCCAAAAUCGCUCUGCUUGAAGAGGCCAAGAGGAAGAAGGAAGAGGAGGCGACCGAAUGGCAACACAAAGCCAUCUCAGCCCAGGAGGACCUGGAGAAGACUAAAGAGGAGCUGAAGUCUGUGAUGUCAUCACCCCCGGCGCCGGAGCAGGAUGAGCAGGAUGAGACUAACGCAGAGGGCAGCACCGAGCUGCACAGUGAUGGGAUCACCAGCCACCGCAGCGAGGAGGAACGUGUCACAGAGGCCCAGAAGAACGAACGCGUCAAGAAACAGCUGCAGGCUCUGAGUUCAGAGUUGGCCCAGGCGAGGGACGACACCAAGAAGACCCAGAAUGACAUGCUACAUGCAGAGAACGUGAAGGCUGGGCGGGACAAGUACAAGACCCUGCGCCAGAUCCGCCAGGGCAACACCAAGCAGCGCAUUGACGAGUUCGAGUCCAUGUGAGAGACUGCACCCUCCCACCCUCGCAUUGCCAUGACAACAGCUCACUUUCUUGUACAGCCGAUCCUGCCCAUUCCCAUCCCGUUCCCCCAAAUCCCUACUUGCAAAAAGGCCAGAGGUGUGUGGAUUCAAUGUCCCACCCACUACGCCUUGCCAAAGCUCUGCCCACUAGCGGUUGGCCAAUCAAACCACUCCAUGCUUAGAGCUCCGUCCAACCACAUCUGGAAUUGUCCAAUCUGGAAUGGCAAGCAACAUAUCCUGCCGAAAUGAACUUCUCCUUGAGCAAAGACUAAUUUAACCCUUGCACGUCUGAUGUAAGCAUGGAUUUAAAAAAGAAUGUAGAGAGAAAUUGUUUGGUAUCGCUUUUAUUGAGAGAAUUGCCAUUUGUAGCUUUUUGAUGUCGCUGGCAAGCUUGUAUGUAAAGCUUUAAAUACCGUACCUUACUUUUUUUGUUUGUCAUCAGUUGAAGAAUUUAAAUUGUUUUCUAAAAAAAAAACGUCCUUAUUUGUCUCAUUUCAUUUACAUUACUUUAGUUUUGGUUUCAUAUUUAACUGUGGUGAGUUAGCUGUGCUCUAGUCAUGGGUCAGCUGAUGUUGAACCAGUGGUUUAAUUCCUCCAGAAUUUGGACACAGCGUUUUAUUUGUCCCUUCUAACCUGUACGUUUGAUGUGUUCACCAUCCAUUGAAGCUUUUGUUAACAUUUAUAGAUUUUGGUCCACGAUAAAGAAUCCAUGUUUAUUUCUUACUUCCAGUCAGUCAAAGUAUUCAUCCCAGGUUGGAUGAGGGUAGAAUGGGAGGGAGGCGGCAGUUCAAUAUUAUAUGGACGGAGUGGUAUGAGGAACUGUUUAUUUUGAACAUUCCAGAUGCGUCACUUUCCAGGCAUUUUAAGAAUGGGAGAAGGGAAAAUAACCAUAAAACUGCCUGAGAUAUUUUAGUGCUCUAAAUCAUGGUACAGACACUAAGGUUAUGUAAAAAAAGUAUCUGUCUAGCACCUCCUACAACUGGUAAAACAGUCUCUCUAGUCUAGACCGACGGGUUGCCUCCCACAAUGUAACCAAUGUUGCAGUCUGGGAAUUCCGAGACUAGGUAAAAUGGUAAUGUCAACUGUGUUUUCCUUAAAUGUCAACCACAGUACAGUAUGUACUAUAUGUACCGAUCUCUUCUUGAUGUCAAAUCAUUUAAGUGAAACCCGUAACUCUAACGUGGUGGUAACCCUUCCAAAGAACAUGUGCAGUGUUUUAUUUAGUGUUGUGGAUGAGAACACUAGGUUAUUCAUUCAACUUUAUCACCACAGUAAAUGAACAACCAUUUAAUUUUAAAUUUAAUUUCAGAUGUCAGAGUUGAUUUAUGUACGCAUGAUCUUCAGACAUUCCGUUCAGUAUGAUAAUAAUACAAAAAAAUAUAAAACUUGUAAAGAAUAUUUCAGGUAGGCCUACUUGAUUUGACAUGUAAAGGUGGAGGAAAGUCUAGCAUUAUUAUCAUGAUGUUGAAAUGACAAGCUUCUUAUUAAGUGUCAUUACAGUGAAUUACUAUUAUUAUCCUGUCAAGCCAUUCAGUGUAGGCUACGGUACAUGUCUGACAUAUGCCCCAGAGUGUUGAAAUAUCAUUAUCACAUGAUACACACAUGCCCCACUAACAUGCUACCGUAUCUAAAUUAACCUGAGCACCAUUUUGGCAGCAAACCCAUCCCUUCCCCCCCAAAACAUGACUCAUCGUCACCACCCGAAAGCUUGAGGAAGGCUUUAUUGCUUUAUUAUUCAUAACACUAAGGAGUCAACAUUUUCCAUUUGGCCUCAGUUCCCUGAAUCGGCAAGUAAGUCUGCUACACAGGCCAGAGUAUCAUAAAGAGUCAAAUGCUCUGGGGUUACAGUACUUAAAGCUCAUUGUUUUGUCUCCCCCAUUCACAUACAGAACAGUCACUAAGGCAAAAACAUCAGGUCACAGUUCUCCAUUUUCCUCCAUUACAUUUUGGCUUGAAAUGACCCAUGUUCACUUGUGAAGAGAGGAUCAUCAUAAUACGUACAUAAAUAUCAUAGGCUAACCCUCAAUCAUUUUGCGGAUUGCUUUGGUCCCUGACGGAAUACUGCAUCCCAACCUUGUUUUUUUGCACUUUUAAAAGGCAUUCAUUAGAUUUAACAGUUUUAUUGUAGCACAAAUGAUGUUGGAUUUAAAGCACAGCAGGGAUGAAUAUUUAAAUAAAUUAUACAUGGCAUUGGAGAAGUGUCUGACAUUAACUUUAUUGUUUUUUUACCUGAAUUGUAGGCCUUGGAUACAGACUGACACAAUGAAACAAACAGUCAAAUAGAAUAAUAUACUAACCAGUCAGACGAAAUAAAAUAAAAUCAACCAAAAUCCAAAGAAAUUGGUGGAAGUAAUUCAACCAAGUACUGUAUCCAAAACCCAGCACAUAUACCACAGGAGGUUGGUGGCACCUUAAAUGGGGAGGACGGGCUCGUGGUAAUGGCUGGAGUGGAAUUAGUGGAAUGGUAUCAAAAACAUCAAACACAUGCUUUCCAUGUGUUUAAUUCCAUUCCAUUCACUCCGUCCAGCCAUUAUUAUGAGCCGUCCUCUCCUCAGCAGCCUCCACUGACAUACAGUAUACAUACACUGUCUGCAAACUGAACACAAGUCACUUCAUCAAAGGGUCUUUCAUUAUACCAGAGAUGAACGGUACAGUACAGGCCAUAUCCAGUGACACUGAGGAAAACCACCCAAACAAUUCCCCUCAAAUCUCUUAAUGCUGACAACAAAUUAAAAUCAGAACAUGUAAAAAUAGUUACUUUUUUAACUGAACAUGGUUCAGGCUAUCAUCAGAUGUGUUUAAAAAAAAGCACAAUGCCAUGUAGAGGCAUUUACUACUCUGCCACACACCGGACCACACUGGCACAUAGUGCCCUAGAAAGGUGCUAGACGUUGCUCAGCUCAAAACCAAUAGGCCAACCAACAGGGGACCAGAAAAUAACACUGUUGUUGAGUGACUUGUCAUCUAAUACUAUCACUGUGUGAAUGGACAUGGUUUCUUAAAAAAUUGAAAAAUAAAAAUAUUUUAACCUUUUGGCUCCAGAGACUAAGUACUGUCUUUGUCAAGUCAGCUGUGUUCCACUGUUCCUCUGAAGGGAUAGACUUAGUUUGAAGAGAGAGCUGAGAACCACGGUACAGAAAUAUGUUAAGUGAAAGAUCAUGACUGUCAAUACAGGCUGACUCACAUGACUGAGACCACCCAACACAAUUUCAGUUCAACGAUAAUAAAACAACAACCCACCUUUUCCUGCCGGUCAGUGCUAUCCAGAAUGCUUGGGACAUCCCUACCUUAAACCCUAACCCCCAUCCUAACCUUAACCAUUACCUAACCCUAACCUUAACCCUUACCAUUUCAAUUGUCAAAUUCAAUGGGGUAGGGACGUCCCAAGGAUCCCAGAUAUCACCGACCUUUUUCUGUCCUCUCUUAAAACACAAUUAAAAAAAUCCCAAAAUAUAUACUGAACAAAAAUAAAACGACGGUUUAUGGUAGAGAAAUGAACAUUCAACAGCU